Molecule: messenger RNA, 4325 nt
Organism: Cannabis sativa
Lineage: Eukaryota; Viridiplantae; Streptophyta; Magnoliopsida; Rosales; Cannabaceae
Product: disease resistance-like protein DSC1
Exons: 6
Coding region: 74-3922 (1282 amino acids)
Biological process (GO): defense response; signal transduction
Molecular function (GO): protein binding; ADP binding
Source: RefSeq, a predicted model, not a curated record
AAGUCCAUCAUUAUUUUCAACAGCCUCAAUAAUAUCAAAGAAAAGUUUCUAAUAGCUAGGAUCCAACUUGAACAUGGCUUCUUCUUCUUCUUCAUCUUCUUCCAAUAAUUUCACCCCAAAAAAGUAUGAUGUAUUUCUGAAUUUCAGAUCAGACAAGGUUAAUAAGAAUUUUGUUAGCAAUCUCUAUGCGGCCUUACAUCGGAAGAAUAUCUACACAUAUGUGGAUCUCAAAAGUCAGGAACAGGAAGCAGGAAAAGAAGAAAUAUCUGAAUCGAAGCUAUUUAUAGUUAUUUUCUCUGAAAACUAUGCUUCGUCCCCAAAGUGUUUGGAUGAGCUUGUGUAUUUAUUAAUGAAAUGCAACACAAAUCAAUUGAAACAGGAACUUGUUAUUCCAGUGUUUUACCAUGUAGAUCAAUCUCAUGUGAGGGAACAAUUAGGGAAAAUGGUUACUCUGUUUGAACCAGAUAGAGUGGAUGAAUGGAGAAGAGCUUUUGAGGCUGUAGCAACCAAUACUCAGUUUAACUUUACUUCUUCAAUCAUUAAGUCUGAGUCCGAAUUGGUUGAGUUACUUGUGGAAGAUGUUUUGAGUAAAUUGAAUAAACUAAAAUCAUUAGAUAAUAAGGAAUCAGAGUACUUGGUUGGAAUUGAAUCCCGUGUGGAGAAGAUCAUAUCCUUGCUACGCAUUGGGUCACCAGAAGUUCGUAUUAUAGGGAUUUUGGGUGCAGGUGGUAUAGGUAAGACAACUCUAGCUCGUGUUGUGUAUGAACGUGUUGCUUCUCAGUUUGAAAGUAGCUGCUUUCUUGGAAAUGUUGACAAAGUAUCAAAUAGUCAAGAACUAAUCAAUCUACGGAAUAAGCUUAUUGGUGAACUGUUUGAGGAAGAAAGUUUAAGUAGUGAUGAUGAUCAAUAUUCGUUGUCUUUUGGGUCGACAUCGAGUAGCAGUAUUUAUUCUAAAGAUGGUUUUCGUCGUAAAAGAGUUCUUACAGUUCUUGAUGAUGUGAAUAAUUCAAAUCAAUUUGAGUUUUUAUCAAGAGAACAUGAUCUGUUUGGCUAUGGAAGUAGAAUUAUUGUUACAACUAGAAGUCUGCAAGUGCUUAAAAAUAUUGGAGCUAAUGAAGUAUAUCAGGUUGAAAAUUUGAACUAUGAAGAGGCUUUGCAACUUUUUCGUUCGAUUGCAUCAAGAGAAAGAAAUUUCUCCGAAAUAGAUUACACAGAGUUGUCAAAAGAGAUUGUGGAAUAUGUUCAAGGACUUCCACUGGCUCUUAGAGUUUUGGCAUCAUGUUUGAAAUACAAGAGCAAACAAGAUUGGGAGAAAGCAUUGGCUAAGCUGAGAAGAAUUCCCAACAUAGGAAUUCAAAAUGUGGUGAAAAUAAGUUUCGAUGAACUAGACGACAAUGAAAAAGGCGUAUUUUUGGAUACUGCAUGUUUUUUCAGAAACAAGGACCGAGAAACUGUGGAAAAUAUACUUGAUGGCCGAGAUUUCUCUACUAGUAACGUGGUGAAUGAUCUGAGGGACAAAUUUCUAUUGACUUUUGAUGCCAACAAUCAUAUUAAGAUGCAUGAUUUGAUUGUUGAAAUGGCUCGUGAAAUUGUUCGUCGUGAUACUAACAAGAGGAGUAGGUUGCUUACUAAUGAAAACAUUCUACACAUCUUUGAACAUAACACAGAAUCUGCUGCUCUAAAUGUUGAAGGAAUAUGUCUUGACAUGUCUGAAAUUGGAGAAGUUCAAUUGAAUAAAGUCUUCAAGAGUAUGAGGAAUCUAAGAUUGCUCGAAAUCCGUUCUUCUACCAACACAAUGAUGUCUUUGCAAUCUUUCUCUGAACAGAUUAAAUCGGUUAGGUAUUUGUACUGGGAGGAAUUCCCUUUGACAUCUUUGGCUGAAGGCUUCUCAUUGAAAAAUCUUGUUGAACUUGUCAUGCCAUAUAGCAAUUUGGAGAAAAUGUGGGAUGGAGUCCAGGAUCUUGUGAACUUGAGGAAGAUGGAUCUUAGUUAUUCUGUUCGAUUGACUCACAUUCCCAGUCUCAUCCGGGCUCCAAAUUUAGAGUCUAUAAACCUUGAGCAUUGUCGAAGCUUAACCGAAGCUUCUUUUCAUUUGGAAUAUCUUCCUAAGCUUACCACACUUGAUAUCAGUGGUUGUUCUUCUAUACACAAGUUUCCACAACUUCCAAGGAAUUUACAAAGAUUACAUAUGAGCGGAACAAACAUACAUGAAGUUCCACCUUCAUCAAUUGAAUCUCUCACUUGUCUUCAGACACUAUUACUUGCUAACUGUAAAAGGCUUGAGAGAUUGUCACCAAGUAGCUUUGAAAAAUUCAUAUCACUUCAAUAUCUCAACUUGAAUGGUUGCACAAAGUUGUCGAAUCUACCUGAAAUCUUUGAACCAAUGAAAAAUUUAGAACACCUUUAUCUAAGAAACACAGCAAUCAGAGAUUUGCCUUCUUCCAUUGCAAAAUUUCCUCGUCUCAAAACACUAGAACUGCAGCAGUGUCGCGAGCUUGAGCUGAUCCCGAAAAGUAUAUGCCAGUUAGAAAAGCUUGUUAUUCUCAAUGUUUCUGGUUGCAUGAAGCUAAAUGCAUUACCUCCAACAAUGUCUGUAGGUUUAAAGUCUUUGAGUCGACUGAACCUCAGCAACUGCAGCCUGUUAGAAAUUCCUGAGCAGCUCGGUUUGCUAGCCUCAUUAGAAAGUUUGGAUUUAAGUGGAAGCAUAAUUGAUAGAGUACCUGGAAGUAUUAGCAAACUUUUGAAGCUGAAACAACUUGACAUAAGCAAUUGUAAGAAUCUUCGAGCCUUACCAGAGAUUCCGUUGUUUAUAGAGUUUGUUGAUGCGCACGGUUGCACAUCAUUGAAAACUAUGUCCACUGUAAGUAAGUUAGCCCUUACACAACAAGGUUGGGAUCAUUUCCCUGUUCGUAGCGAGGAGCUUGUAUUUUUGAACUGCUUAAGAUUGGAUCACAAUGCGCGCAACAACUUGAUAAAUGAGGCUCGUCUAAGAAUCUUGCGCAUGGCAACUUUCUCUCGCUCGAAACAAGUACCUGAAUGUUCUUCUGUUAGCAUUUGUUAUCCUGGGAAUCAAAUUCCUAAGUGGUUCAACUACCGACGCAACGGGUCUUCCAUACACGUUAAGCUUCCACAUCAAUGGAGGAACUCCAACUUCUUGGGAUUUUCUCUAUGUGUUGUUGCAGCGCCUUUUUCAGAGGACAAUUUCCAUCAGCAAAUCCAUUUCCACUGUGAAUUAAAUUUCCUAGACAAGAAUGGUAAUACUCAUAAAUGCAAAAGCUUUUUGAGGGGUUAUAAUAGUCAAGAUAAUAAUGAUGAAGAUACAUCCAUAAGAUUAAGAUGUCUCAACUCAGAUCACUUGUUCAUAUGGUAUGACUAUGGUUUGUAUCUUCAUGAAAUGGAAGCAACAGAUACAUUUAGUGAGGCAUGGUUUGAAUUCUAUGCAAUAGAUAGUUGGGACAGAAAAGUGAACUCCUGUGUUGUUGAAAAGUGUGGUAUUCACCUGUUGUAUCGCCAAGAGGCAGCUAGAUUCGGUUUCAGCACUGGUUUGUCUGAGCAAAGUGAUGCAAUAAUUGAAACAUAUGACAAUGAUGGUGGUGGUGAUGAUGAUGAUGAUGAUAUAGAUGACCAACAACAAUCUACGGAAAUCAACAGAACAAAAUCAAAUUUCGGAGGAUGCCUCUGGAUUAUUUCACUCAUUAGAGAGUUCUGUGAGCUUGGUACUGGGAAGAAAUCUGGAUAUGAUGAGGAGGAAGAGGACCACGUUAGUGUUGAAUUUGGUUAUAGAGUUGUACAAGAGCAAGCCAACACAUCAACUUUUGAAAAGCAAUUUCAGGAUGAAGCCAUAGACUCUAUGAAGUUAGAAGUACAGAAAUUAAAUCAAAAAGCCCAACAGAUAUUACAACAUUUUUCAGCAAACAAUUAAUUCUUGGCUUGGUAAUGUUAUUUGGUCGGAGUCUUACCUGAAUUUGCUGGUGUGUUUGAAUACUAAUCGUGAUCGUAGCCUACUUUACAAUGUUGUUGUGGCUACCUGUGCAGUAUCAGUUUACUUCAUUUGGUGAAACUGAAAUAUUUGUAUUUUUGAACAAAAUAAUGUUUGUAAUCUCUUAUAUGAAUAAUUUAAUUAGAGUAGUAUUUAGAGUGAGAUUACUUCUUAUUAAUAGGAGAAAACUUUUAAAAGAAAUUAACAAAUUUUUGAUUUUGUUUGUAAUUUUAAGUGAGUCUCUCUCUUGUUGGAUUGUGAAUACUAAUUUGUGUAGCAUUUACUCUGAUUAUUAAAAGUCUCCUUUAAUAAAAAAAUAAUUGAUCAUUAAUAGUCAUUCAAUUCA